CCUCCGACUCCAUAUAUAAAAAUUCGGUCAUUUUCUUCUUCUUUCUUACCGGUGAGAGUAGAGUAAACUCUGUAAAGCAAAAGGUGUAUGUUCUUCAGUUCCUUGGGUGCUUAAGUAAUGAAUGCUUGUUAAGGUUCCUCAAGUACGUCAUUGCCGGUUGGUGUAUUUGGAUUUAUACUGCAACUGUAAUGGGAAAGACUCCUGGAAAAUGGAUUAAGACCUUAUUUCGGGGGAAGAAAUCCUCCAAAUCUGGCUUUAAAGGAAGAGAUAUUCUGAAAUCUGCAAACACAGGAGAGUCAUUAAUUUCUUCUAAAGUGCCUGUCUCUGAUACACUCGUGGCUCCUCCUUUGAUCUCGCCACCUACUCUUGAGACUUGUUCUAGAAUUGGAGUGGACUCAAAACAGGGUGUAGCUGCAGAAUUACCAAAUGAAGGGGUUAAUGUUUUGUCAGCAAAAGAAGAUGGAAGUAUUCAAAAAGUUAUUGAUUUGGGUUCAGAAAAAGACCCUCAUAGAAUUCGGCAUAACCAAGCUGCCACAAAGGCUCAAUCUGCAUUUAGAGGUUAUAGGGCUCGCCGUGCAUUUCGAACCCUCAAGGGCAUCAUAAGGCUCCAAGCUCUUAUUCGCGGUCACUUGGUUAGAAGACAAGCUGUUGCUACAUUUCAUUGCAUCCAGAGCAUUGUUAAGUUUCAGGCACUAGCUCGAGGUCAGAAGGUUAGACGCUCUGAUAUUGGGAUUGAAGUACAAAAGAUAUGCAGCCAGGGAGUAGUUCUGGUUGCUGAUUGUUCAAAUUCAUCUGGAAUAAGUACAUCUACUCUUGUGAGGAAGCUCUCAAAGAAUGCUAUUAUUCAGGAGCUUUUGGCUUCAUCACCUUCUGCAAUGCCUCUACGCGUGACCUACAACCCAGGGGAACCUAACUCGGCCUGGCAGUGGCUUGAGCGCUGGACGAAGGUACUAUUUUGGCAACCCCACCAACAAUUAAAGAAGAAUAUCCAAUCAAAGUCUCGGACCAAGCGUGGCAGUUCUCAAACUGUAGAAACUGAAAACGGUGUUUUAAAGAGAAAUUUCAGAAAAUCAUCUAGUAUGAACACUGAAAAUGGCUCAAUUCGUUCUACUUCUGAGUUUGAGAAAUCCAAACGCAAUCCCAGGAAAGUUUCCACGUAUCCUGUUGAUUCUGUUCUUGAACAUCCACAAAAUGAUUUUCAGAAGGUAAAACGCAAUUUAAGAAAAAAUUCCAACUCCACAAAAGAAGUGACUGAGCAAUUGGAGGUUGAUAAUGAGAAACCAAAGCAUGGUCUAAAAAAAUCAUCAAAUUCUGCUGUCCCUGAUGUUCCAGUUCAGGGGACCAAUGAUUCUAUUGAGAAGAUGAAGGAUGUGUCCUUGUCAGUGUCUAGACAUUCUGAUGUUGAUACAAAUUUGAAAUUGCCAGAAGAUGAUGGUUCAGUCGAUGAGUUACUUGACCAUCCAGCAGCUGACUUUAAAUCUACAGAGAGCAAUAGUAAAGUUGAAAAUAUUCAAGAGACAAAUGUGGAGCUCAACUCUAAGGAUCAUCAUAUUAGCAAUGAGAACCCAAAAAACAGCCAGAGAAGAGCCUCUUUACCCGCAAAAAUUGAUCAUCAAGAAAAUGUCCCAAAAGUGCCUAGCUAUAUGGCACCAACUGAAUCUGCCAAGGCUAAGCUUAGAGGACAAAGCUCCCCCAGGUUUUUCCAAGAUUCAGUUGAGAAGAAUGGUAUAACCAGGCGGCAUUCUCUGCCAUCUUCCAAUGGCAAGCCAAGUUCAUUUUCUCCAAGAGUAACAAGACUUGUUCAAGCAGCUGGCAAAGGGGUAGUCAGACCGGACCGAUCCCUUACAUCUUCCCGAGAUGGUGGUGAUAAGGUGAUCCAAGCAGAGUGGAGGAGGUGAUUUUGCA
This is a messenger RNA of Pistacia vera, 1905 nucleotides long. RefSeq names its product protein IQ-DOMAIN 31-like. The transcript has 9 exons. The record is from RefSeq and is a predicted model, not a curated record. Bases 189 to 1898 code for a protein of 569 amino acids. NCBI's taxonomy places the organism in Eukaryota, Viridiplantae, Streptophyta, Magnoliopsida, Sapindales, Anacardiaceae. Gene Ontology annotation, molecular function: protein binding.